Molecule: messenger RNA, 1141 nt
Organism: Gossypium raimondii (Peruvian cotton)
Lineage: Eukaryota; Viridiplantae; Streptophyta; Magnoliopsida; Malvales; Malvaceae
Product: ras-related protein Rab7
Exons: 6
Coding region: 135-836 (233 amino acids)
Cellular component (GO): vacuolar membrane
Molecular function (GO): GTP binding; GTPase activity
Source: RefSeq, a predicted model, not a curated record
AGAACACAUCAAAUUAAAUUAACAGCCACAAAGUUUUCUUUUAUAAUCUUUCUAUUCUCUGACCAAAGAUCAUAUAAAAUCUCACAAUUUUCCAGCAAUCGCUAAAAAAUAAUAAAAAUCUCAAAUCCGAUACCAUGGCUUCUCGUCGGCGUAUGCUGUUAAAGGUUAUAAUUCUCGGUGAUAGCGGGGUUGGGAAAACAUCUCUCAUGAAUCAGUAUGUUAAUCGUAAGUUCAGUAAUCAGUACAAAGCUACGAUUGGAGCCGAUUUUUUGACAAAAGAGGUUCAGUUUGAUGAUAGAUUGUUUACAUUGCAGAUAUGGGAUACUGCUGGGCAGGAAAGGUUUCAAAGUUUAGGUGUGGCUUUCUAUCGGGGUGCUGAUUGCUGUGUACUUGUGCAUGAUGUUAAUGUCAUGAAGUCCUUUGAUAAUCUUAACAACUGGCGAGAAGAGUUUCUGAUUCAGGUAGUGUUUCUAUACUAUGACACAUGUAGUACCUUAAUUGGAAGAAUGACUAAUGUUAUCUUUUGGUUGAGUGUUCAGGCGAGUCCGUCUGACCCUGAAAACUUUCCAUUUGUUGUGUUGGGAAACAAGGUUGAUGUUGAUGGUGGUAACAGUCGCGUGGUUUCUGAGAAGAAAGCAAAGGCAUGGUGUGCUUCAAAGGGAAACAUACCUUACUUUGAGACCUCUGCAAAAGAAGGAUUCAAUGUCGAUGCUGCUUUUGAGUGCAUAGCCAGAAAUGCUCUCAAGAAUGAGCCUGAAGAAGAAAUCUACCUUCCCGAAACCAUUGAUGUUGCUAGUGGAGGACGGCCACAGAGAUCUACAGGCUGCGAAUGUUAAAUGAGUCAUUGGAUGGAUCUUGUUUUGUCAGAGUUGCAAAAACAGCUGCCAAAGAUUUCGCAUUUCUAUCAGUUAAUAUUGCAGGCUCUGACUAUUAGUAAUAAACUAGUGAUGACAUAAGACUUGGAUUUUUGUAUCAUAAAUUGGUUAGAAAAGAAAAGUUGGGUUGAUCCUCCUCCUGUUGAUUUUUCAUUCAACUUCCAACUAAAAAAAUUCAUGUUUAAAAGUAAUUGUACCAUGCCUCCUACUUCCUACGCUGUGAUAACUCAUAUUCUGUAAUAAUACAAUAUGGAGCUUCUGUUGUA